Molecule: messenger RNA, 2621 nt
Organism: Durotheca rogersii
Lineage: Eukaryota; Fungi; Ascomycota; Sordariomycetes; Xylariales; Xylariaceae
Exons: 1
Coding region: 652-2211 (519 amino acids)
Source: RefSeq, a predicted model, not a curated record
GAUCCCCUCCAGCCCAACCUGAGGGGAGCACCGCCGGGUCUUGCGUUGCCAGAGCAGUCUUUCUCUCUAGUUCCGGGCUAGAGUUGGCUUGAUAGAAUCGGAACUGAUUCCAUCCUCCACAUAAACGUCACUAACACCCCAAAUCUGUCCUGGAGUGCCCCUGGACGUGCCUCAUCUUUCUUUCCUUUUCCCUCUUCCGAUUUCGUCUCUGCCAACCACGUCCCCUCCCCCCCCCACACACACCCGCAGGGGAGGGAGGCUUCUUUAUACCGACAUUGACCGCUACCCUAAUUUUCCAGUCACUUGCGGAAUCUGGCAAAUCUUCAAGUAUGGGGGAAAGCGUCGAGGCUCGUUCCCUUGCCUCGCUUAACUACCUGGCCGGCAACCCUCCUAAGUAUCCUAGAAAGCCAAAUGAGGAAAAGCAGGAUCCCGUCACGCUAUAUAUCUCGAGGGUGCCUGGCACGAGAGGUAGGCCAGGAAAACAGAACCAUCGACUCCGUGCAAUCUAACAUAUAGCUCCUAGACAUAAUCCUCUCGACGCAGAAACCACAGGUGAAGAAUGUGACGGCAGAAGAUGUGGCCAGUUCGCUGUAUUACGUUCACGUGGACAACCUCGAGGAUGCCACUCUUGUGUCAUCUACAAGCCAAGUCAUGCCGCCUGCCCUGACUCCUAGAACGAGCGGGGAGAGCUCACGAUCUGGCAAUCUGAUCCCGAGGAAGCCGGUGCCCGGCUCCUCAAACCUAGCAUCGUCGCGAUUAAACGAGGUCGUGCCGCCGCCUAUCCCCGGAAAGGAAAAUCAAGGCCCCGGCGGCCCGGCUCAGACGACGCUACGAUCUCCAGCAUCUCCGACCGAGCCGGCACCAUUACCCUAUCAAAGAGCUACGAGUUCGCAGCCGGAAACACCGCCGGGGCCUGCUCAACGGGUGCCUCUAGGACCUAGGCUUGCGACAGCGGAUUCUUUAGAGAGGCAUCCCCCGCAAGCACUGGGCCAUGGCCGGGCGCCGAGUUAUCCGUCAAGGCCGCCGCCACUUCCCCCGAGACAUAGCGAACUACCGGUAUCACCGCCAUUUACCGAUCCGCUUUCUCCCACUUCCAACGAGGGUCGAUCGCCGUCACCUACGAAAGUACGUCCCUUCACGCCCUUCUCCCUAACGCUAAUCCGGAGAGACCCGAGUUCGGGACAGCAGUGGAAUGUCGGAAAGGUUGCAUCUCUUCGACAGGAGAACCCGGACUCGCUCACCAACGACGAAAAGUAUCACCAAGCCCUCUGCCCUUCGGUUGUCGUGCACCUGGAGGCCUCGGGAUACGCCAAGUUCCGCGGCAUGCCGACUAACCCGAACACAGAUAUGAGGGACCUCAGAGAGAUCAGGGCUAGCCUGGAUUUGCGUCCCGGAAGCGCGUCAUCUUCUGCCACGCGGUUGCAGAUGCUAGAGUCCCUCGGACCUCAGACGGGCUCGAAUGCGUUCGAGCGUCAAGUUGUGAUGGCCUAUUCGAAAUCAUUCGCUGCCAACUUGCGUGACAAAUUUCAUCAGCAUCGUCGUCAUCGAAGCUCGACGGAUGAGGAUCAACCGGGCUCGCCAACCCCCCACCAUCAGUACCACGAUCGUAGCGGCAGCACGGCGUCAGCGGGCUCGUUUGGCGGCGACCUCGACGGUGAGGCUCCGGUGUCUACGCAGCCGGCGUUGGGCCUCAAGCCCCGAGGCUACAUGUUCUAUAGCCCGUGGGGCGGCCGGUGCCAAUUCCUGACGGGCAACGCCGGCCGGAGUCUCAAGUGCCGACACAUCCUGCCGACCUACGGCGGCGGCGUGUUCAACCCGCUCGUCGACGGGGCGGAGGCCGGCGAGGGCACGCACAAGGCCAAGGCGUACGCCGUCAGCGAGCUACGGUUCAGCUUGCCUAGCGGCGAGCUGUUACACGCCGACAAGCGACCGCCCGAGGGAGGCGUCCGUGCAAGAGACCAGCUGCAGGGCCAGCUCAACAAGGUGAUCCAGAAAGCACAGCACGGCCUAGGCUAUGACGAUGACUAUGACGACGACGACGACUGGCAUUUCGACCUGAGCCUCGGGCGCGAGAAGGCGGGCGGCGGCAACCGCGGCAAGAGGGCUAAGAUGGGGAAGCUCAUCGUGUUCGACGAGGGACUGAAGAUGCUAGAUCUAGUAGUCGCGGCGAACGUCGGGGUCUGGUGGACGGUCUGGGAGCGGAUGGCCUAAGUGCGGAGAUUCGUCUUUCUACAAUAUCGAUCGAUGGAGCCUGUCGAGCGCGGCGUUCCGGUUGUGAUGGUUGUGGGAGGUGAGGGCGAAAGAAAAAAGAAAGAAAAAAGGAGAACGAAACUGGAAAGGAAGUGAUGAUAUCUGCAUGGAAACGGGGAGAGGCCUGGGCUGCCUGGGUUAAUGGGAUGGAUUCAUGAGUCUAUGACACAUACGACCGAUCGAUUUACACAGGAAGAUAUUCAUACUACCAGCUCCUGUAGAUGGUCCACAUGAGAUACCAGGGGGCGGCGGGGAAUUCAGGCCCGGAGUCGCUCUGACGAAAUAGGAGACGCGUUGCAUUUAUCGAAGUGUUCUUGAUUCGAUUGGUGACUACUACUGAUAUACAGAUAUUACCUGCAUAUGCCCUUACA